AUGUCGAGAGUCGGCGUACUUGUUCUGGGUCCUGCCGGUGCAGGCAAAAGUACCUUUUGCAAUUCUAUCAUAUCGCACAUGCAAACUAUUGGUCGGAGAGCCCACAUUGUAAACUUGGAUCCAGCGGCAGAAGCUACGCAAUAUGAAUUCACGAUAGACAUUAGAGAUUUGAUAUCCCUAGAUGAUGUAAUGGAGGAACUGCAUUUGGGACCAAAUGGAUCUCUAAUUUAUUGUUUUGAGUACUUGAUGAACAACUUAGAUUGGCUGGAGGAAGAAUUGGGCGAUUACAAUGAUGAGUACCUGAUUUUUGAUUGUCCAGGCCAGAUCGAGCUAUACACGCAUAUUCCAGUGCUUCCUGCGAUAGCACGCCAUUUACAAACGCAACUGAAUUUCAGCUUGUGUGCUACGUACUUGUUGGAAGCCCCAUUCGUGAUAGAUUCGUCCAAAUUUUUCAGCGGAGCGCUGAGUGCCAUGUCCGCAAUGAUUCUCUUAGAGCUGCCGCACAUCAACAUCCUAAGCAAGAUUGAUCAAAUCAAGGAUGACUAUAGCAAGAAGAAAUUGAAGCGGUAUCUGAACCCGGAUCCAACUCUAUUACUGGAUUCGACAAAUGAAACGUGGAAUCCAAGGUUUCAGAAACUGAACAAAACCAUAGCUAAUCUGGUAGAUGACUUUGGAAUGGUUCAAUUCUUGCCUCUGGAGGCGAAGAAUCCAGAAAGUGUUGCAACAAUUUUGAGUUAUAUAGACGACGUUACGCAAUGGGCCGAAGGUCAAGAACCUAAAGAACCCAAAGAGCAAACCGAAAUAGAGGACAUGUAG
Molecule: messenger RNA, 816 nt
Organism: Lachancea nothofagi CBS 11611
Lineage: Eukaryota; Fungi; Ascomycota; Saccharomycetes; Saccharomycetales; Saccharomycetaceae
Source: the annotation of a GenBank genome assembly